GUGUCGGCACUUUUGUAUACCGCCUCUGUGCUUCUGGAGAUGUACGUGUUAGGUUAAUGUGGAUAUGAACUGAAACAUUUCAAUUUUAUAAAUUUUUUGAACAUUUGUGAAAAAGUGUAUCUACAGACACAUAACUGUUUUUAAAAGAAAACAAAAAAAUUUAUUUGAUAAAUUCCUUGAUUUGUAUGUUGAGUCAUUAAAUUUUUUCUUUCUGAACAGUCAUUGAAGUAAACAUACUAUGCCAAGAAUAUAUCUACCAUUGUCUGUGUUUACUAAAAUGAUGCCACAGAAAUAUAAUAAAAGGAUUAUAUUCUUACAGACUGACAUACUACUUACUAAUUUAAAUGUCAAGGUCACGUCGGUCUAAAUAUACCCUUAUAGUGUAUUAUAAAUAUUAAAGAGAAAAGGAAUAAAUUUUGCGAGAAAUUGAAAAGAAAAUAGAAGGAUUUUGUAAUUUUUGCUUACGUCAUCAAUAUGGCAGAAUCCAGCUGCGUAAGAACUCGUCCAAUACGAGAGUAUUUCCAUCAUCCGUGACGUCACGUCUACCCCUAAAAAAGAAAGGAUCUUAAGUCGUCAACAUUAUUCGAAUACAUAAUCUUGAUUGGAUAAAAUAUGCUUCUCCUCUGUUACGUCACCCCAUCCUGAAACCAUCAUUGGUUGAACAUGAAGAGUCUCUACCAUUACGUCAUAACCUACGUCAUCAUCUUGGCCACCAUCAAUUCUCACACGCAUAUCAGGGCCGUCUCCUCGGUGGUGGCUCUCGGGGCCAACCUCCUGUGUUCUCGGCUGUUGGGUCUAACGCCUCGCCAGAGGAAGAUCUGCUCCAGGGCUCCAGACGCCAUCGUGGCCAUCAGCGAGGGAGCUCGAGUUGGGAUCAGCGAGUGUCAGCACCAGUUUAGGAACCACCGCUGGAACUGCUCGCUCAUGGCCGGAGCGAGCAGCGUGUUCGGCCAUGUUGUGCUCGUUGCUAGUCGGGAAGCCGCUUACGUGUACGCCGUAGCCAGCGCUGGAAUGGCCCACAGCGUCACGGCGUCAUGCGCCCGUGGGAACAUCUCCACCUGCGGGUGCGACGAUUCCCGUCGGGGUCACACCGACGCCGGGUGGAAGUGGGGAGGCUGUAGCGCCGAUAUCAAGUACGGAAUCCGUUUCGCAAGGAGGUUCGUGGACGCCCGCGAGGUCGAGGGAGAUGCCAGAUCCCUGAUGAAUCUCCACAACAACAAAGCUGGGCGAAGGGCUCUUCGCAAAACCCUCAGAACGGAGUGCAAGUGUCACGGCGUAUCCGGUUCCUGCACCAUGAAAACCUGCUGGAGGACGCUCCCUUCGUUCAACACCAUAGGAAAACACCUCCUGCAGAAGUAUUAUUCAGCCAAACGGGUCGUCGCUAAAAAGAGCCCAAGGAGGUCGAACCCAUCCUUGAAGCUGCACAGAGGUAAGCGACGCUCGAAGAAGCCAAGAUCCUCCGACUUGGUCUAUCUGCAAAAGAGCCCAAACUACUGCGAGAGGAAUCCUGCCACAGGAUCUCUAGGAACCGUGGGUCGCAGAUGCAACAGAACGUCGAAAGAACCCGAUGGCUGCGACCUCAUGUGUUGCGGCAGAGGAUACAACACCCACCAGUACAUUCGCAAAUGGAAAUGCAACUGCAAAUUCCACUGGUGUUGCUACGUCCACUGCCACACCUGCCAAGAGGAAACGGAAGAAUACACCUGCAAGUGACCCAGGCUUCCUGGAGAUGACCCCUUACUUCUGGAUGACGAAGCCCAAUAUUCAUAGGCACCGUCAGCUGAGGAAAUGGUCCGAUAACGAUGGAAUGUCAGCUGAGCUGAGGCAAGACGGCGGGAAGGCACAUCUAGGGUGGUGCUCACUUCCAAAUGGAGAGGAGUUGGUAGAGCUGUGCGUGCACAGGAAGCUCAGAAGUCAGGAGUUCAAACCCUGCCUGAGAGCUGACGUUCAUUUCUUUGAUUUCAUCGUCAUUUAUAGCAUUCGUGAAUAUCACUUUGAAGAGUGGUUAUAAUAUCCUUCGAAUCAAUCGUUAUCUGAACAGGGGGUUGGCGUUCCAGGGAAGAUAAAGUGAGAGUGUUGUCACGACUGAGGGAAGUACUGUUGCUUUUCAUACGGUAGUCGUAGCGUCUUCACGUGAUGUGUUGUAUCGUGUAUGUGUAUGACCUCUGAGAUAUGAACGUGCUUCUUUCAUUCCCAGUCAGAAGAAAGCUUGAAAUCUUACUUAUUUUUCUUUAGUGUGAUCGACGUCUAGAAAUAUCAGUUAGUCUCAGUAGAAGUCUGUUUGCUACAAUAUGCUUUCGAGUUGUAGAACGCUCUUGGAAUGAAACUUCCAGCUCCAUGGAAGAAAGUGAUGCUGUUUUAUUUACUAUAAAUGUAAAAUGAUUUGCAUAAAUUACGAAAGAUUCAGCAAUAACUCACGCUAAAGCUCACUAUUACAGAGCUAGCAUGAGGAUUGAGAACUGAACAGACAUGAAAGUAUUAUGAUGAUGCAUCCUUGCAACCUUGCAACCUCGACCCACGGUAAAAUGGUUGCCUCUGCCUUGUGGUUCAUCACGAUACGUGUAGUGAACAGUGGCAGAAUACAGAAAUAUAGGAAACAGUGAAUGAGUUGCUAUUCAAGAAUCUCAUAGAGCAAGGCUCAAGUAUACAGUACUAGAAGAGUUCUUACUAGAAAUAUAAGUCGCUAAUUUACUCUUUAGAAACAAAGUGGGUUCAUCUUUGCUCUACAGAGGAAAAAAAGAUAAACUUGAAAUAGUGACAUAUCAAGAGAUUAUCACAGGAGCGUGUCAACCGACGAGAUCCUGAGAUUCUGAGGAUCAUUGUGGUUUUGAGAAAAAUGGAAAAGAGAGAAUAUGAGAAAUAGAAACGGAAACAGAAACUUUAAUCAGGAGAUUAAAGUGAGAGCUGUAAAUACUCGCUAAUUGCUGUUUAUCAGGAGUUGUUUAUUCCUCAAGUUAUGACCAGUGUAUUGUGUAGUCUUGAGCCCAUAUCGCAAAGUAGCUUCUGUCGCUUCGUAUUUCAACAGAGAAUUCUUACUAUAAUCAAAUGCAUAAUAUAUAAAAACUUGAGUAUAGAGAUUGCAUAGGUGAAACAUAAAGCUCUUCUGUCAGAUACUAGUUUUAGAGCAACGGCAGAUGAUUUGACCUUAAAGUUCAUUUCUGUGUUGGAACUGAGACGGUUGUUUUACAAUUAGGUGUCCUUGGUAUAGAAACCUUACUAGGUGAUAUGUAGCAUUGGGCUUAUGUAUGUAAAUGGGCUGUCAUCAACUUUUCAUUUGUAAACAUUUAUUUCUGAAGUUCACCUUAACUUUUUGGUAGCUUUUGGUUACCUAAAGCUGUAGCUAAUCUGAAAUCCAGCAACGUAAUUAUUCGCAAUUUUUCAGAAAUCAACGUACUUUUAAUGAGAAUAUUUGAGCCCUUCAGAAGAUUAAGUAUGUGGACAAAUUCAUACAAUGUUCCUUAAAUUAAGACACCAUGAGCUGAUUUUGUUUACGAAACAGGUUAAACAGGUCAUGGAAUAACGACCCAGUAAGAGACUACAAAAGCGUUGUUAACUCUUUAACCACUUCCUUCUCUAGCCAGUUCUUGUAAUAAAGCAGACCUCUUUGCAAAGAUAAGCAGAAUUAAACCAAGUUUCAAUAUAACUAAAACUUCUGGCACAAUUUUAUUAGAUAAUUAAGACAGAUUUCAGAAAACGUCAUUUACUUGUUUAUCAUUUAAAAGGUGCAACAUGACAAGCCAUUUUCUGUGGCGCAGCAGAAGGAAAAUAUCUCACACAGGUUGGCAAUGAUUAAAAUCAAACUGAUUUAAUCACGUGAUUAAAUCAUUGAUUUUUUUUGUUUAAAAUAUCAUGAUUUAAAAUUGUUUUUAAUUUUUUUUAUUUGAAAGCAAACAAAUGGAAAAAUAUGGUUUAGAGGUUAACAAAAACUUAAGCAUAACUGUGAUGCAUCUAUUUAUUUUGAUAUAAAAUAAAUUGCAAGGACAUACUUUAGACCAGAACUGGAAACCUUAAAGGUAAAUUAAUAGUAAUUCUGUUAUAAAAUACAUUUUGAGGGAAAAAAAAAGAUUGAAAAAACAUCUAACAAAUAGAAAAAAAUAAAUAAAAGAAAUCAAACAUAUAAAUAAAUCACUGAAUUUUUUUUACUUUUUUUAAAAUAAAAAAAUCAACCCUGGUCUCACGUUAUCUGGGUAGUUGUAUAUGCUUUUAGACAUUUGAAUAUCAGCUUGUGUCCUAAUAUUCUUAACUUAUUUUAGGAAAUUUUCUUAAAGUUUCUAAUGACCUUUGUAAAACAUAUUCUUAGUGUAAUGUAACUAUUCUGGCAAGAAUGUAACUCUUUAAAUUUGAUGCUUUUGCCUAAGAUUGACUGUGGAUGUUUGAUCUAAGAAAAAAUAUAGACCAGUACCAAAUUUACUCUUACUUGUUUUGUGUAUCAUAAAUAUAUCCGUGUAACUGAACAGACUUUCAGUCAAAUUUACUCUCAAGAGUUGUUUUUUGAAUUACUAUUCUUUGUACAAUUUGAAUUCCUUUAUUCUGUAUCACUUUCUUCUCCUUAUCACAAAUAUUCUUUACAGAACUUUAAUUCCUCGUUUGUCUUGUUCCUCUCAAAACUUUCAGAAUUAUCUUAUAUUUUCACUUCGUUUCAUUGUGUCAUCUGAUCCGGGAGUUGUUAAUUUAUCGUGUAAUAAAUAUGUAUUGUACAGACAACUAAAAAUGAUGAAUAUGUCAUCUCACUUAAAAUCAUCAUUCCUUAAUGUAUCCAUAUCAUACCAUUCACACGAAAAUGAACUUUAAGGCGAAUCAGGUCUUUAGAAAAGUGCUUGCAAGCAUGAAUGUACCACAAACAGUUUUAAAAUUUUGUCUUACAGUUUUUUUUUUUUGGUGCUUCUGUGUAUCGUAAAAAUUCUUUCUUUCUUCCGAUGGCCACGUCGUUGUUUCAUUCAGAAUAUAAAAAAAAAGGAAAUUAGAUUUUUACUCAAUACAAUAUUCGAAUAUAUU
Macrobrachium nipponense is the source of this 4995-nucleotide messenger RNA. It is a transcript of the gene Wnt2, whose product is annotated as protein Wnt-7b-like. Gene Ontology annotation, molecular function: cytokine activity; frizzled binding. The record is from RefSeq and is a predicted model, not a curated record. The transcript is spliced from 8 exons. Gene Ontology annotation, cellular component: extracellular region. Gene Ontology annotation, biological process: multicellular organism development; neuron differentiation; positive regulation of JNK cascade. The coding region runs from base 664 to 1713 and encodes 349 amino acids. Lineage: Eukaryota; Metazoa; Arthropoda; Malacostraca; Decapoda; Palaemonidae.